AUGGUGUCAGGACAAGUGGAGCUGGAGUUGGUGAAAGAGUGCGACGCGCAGACCCUGUCCAUAAAGUUCAAGGGGAAAGCAGAAGUUCUGUGGACCGAGCGCCACGGACAGACCACCGUAGUGUACCACUCCAAGAACAAGUAUUUCAGCAUCAAGCAUCACUUCUUCACAGACAAAGACAAGUCAGAGUGUGAUGAUAGGGAAAGACUUCAAGUGGGAGACAACCCAUCGUUUGAUAAUAAUGUUCUUCCACCUGGCAUCCAUAUAUACCCGUUCACUUUUCAGUUUCCCAUGCAGCACACACCCUCCUCCUUCCACGCUAACACUGGUAAAAUUGUGUAUUUACUUGAAGCCAAGUUGAGUCGAUCAAUGAGGAUUCCCAAGAAAGAUACGACAAAGCUCAACUAUGUGACACAAGACACCAUGGACAACAAUCCGGAACUCAGGGUGCCACAACAUGAGACAAAAGACAAGAAACUAAAACUUCUGAACUCCGGUACGGUCUCUAUGGAUGUAGAUAUUGAUAAAGUCGGGUACUAUCAAGGGGAGAGCAUUCAAGUCUUUGCUACCAUUCAAAACAACUCCUCUCGAGAUAUCCGGCCCAAGUUUUGUCUUUACAGUAAGCAAAGCUUUUUUGCAAGAGGCAAGAGAAGACUUCUCACCAAAGACCUGGUCAAAGAGGUGGGGGAACCCAUCCUUCCGUCCAGCAGCAAAAAGGUCACCCAGCUUGUCAGCAUCCCCUCCGACAUGGAGCCCUCCAUCCAUAACUGUGACAUCCUCAGAGUGGAGCACAGGCUGAGGGUCUACCUGGAUAUUAAAUAUGCUUCAGACCCAAAAAUCAAAUUACCCAUUGUGAUUCUGCGUGCUCAGCCCGUCUGUGGCAAUGCUCCACCUCCAGCUGCUUCAGACUUUGGAGUUGGAGCCUAUGGAAAUGCUCAGCCUCCAAUUUAUUGCCCCAUGCCCUACGCCCCACAAGGACCACAAUAUAUCCCUCCACAGCCAGGGGCCACGACUCCUCUUUCAGCUCCAGCAGUAAACCCCUCGGACCCCCCUCCUCCAUAUACAGCUUAUGGACUGUACCCUACUCUACCACAGUAUGACACCAAGCCUUAG
Molecule: messenger RNA, 1113 nt
Organism: Knipowitschia caucasica
Lineage: Eukaryota; Metazoa; Chordata; Actinopteri; Gobiiformes; Gobiidae
Source: the annotation of a GenBank genome assembly